Molecule: messenger RNA, 513 nt
Organism: Acanthoscelides obtectus
Lineage: Eukaryota; Metazoa; Arthropoda; Insecta; Coleoptera; Chrysomelidae
Source: the annotation of a GenBank genome assembly
CUCACAUCUUUUAGUGGACAUAAACUAGUUCUGCACUGUACUGGUUUCGACUUGUUAGAAAUCUAGGCAUUUCAAGGCGCCACCGUACACGAAUAACGCAGAUUACCUCAGUUUAAAGCAGUUCUUAGUGUAUAGUGAUCGAGUUUGCGCAACGUAAACAAAUUAAAUAUGAGUUCUAGAAGGAAAAAAAUUUUUGAUCUUCUGGCCAGGCACUGUGAUGAUACCAAUCAUGACAAACUAACAGUAUCUGCAAGACCAGAAAAAAUAGACGCCCAAUAUUUGAUGAAUACAGCAAACCUUAUGCCGCCUGGUUAUUUACUCUCUAAGGAAACGGCUGCUUUUAACAAGAGCGAUAAUGCAUUUUGCAGUAUGAACCUCGAAAAUAUAAAAUCAGUUUUGAGUAUUGAAUCCAAUAAAGUUACACCGAUUGUGGCCGAUAAAGGAGACGCAAAUGCUAGUGAAGAAGUAAGAAGUGUUCUCGAAAAAAUCAUAGGUAAGCAAACUAACGAGUAA